Molecule: messenger RNA, 469 nt
Organism: Paramecium primaurelia
Lineage: Eukaryota; Ciliophora; Oligohymenophorea; Peniculida; Parameciidae
Source: the annotation of a GenBank genome assembly
AUGGGGUGUGGAGCAUAAAAAAAUUCAGCAUGUCUUAAUGAAAAACUUAGAGCAAAAGCUUUAGAAAUAUUUCGAAGAAUAGACAUAAAUAAUUCAGGUUCAAUAGAUAAAGAUGAAACUUAAAAAUUUUGGAAAACAAAUUUUGCUAAAGUUAAUACUUAAGCUUUAUUCAAUGCAGUUGAUUUCGAUAAAAGUGGACAAAUAUCAGAGGAUGAAUGGAUGGCUUUUUGGGAAAUAGUUAAAAAAAGUGGUUAUACUGACAAAGAAAUCUCUGAAGAAGUAUUUUGUGUAUCAAUAAGAAUAGUUAGAUAAUUUAAUGGAAGGAAAGGCAUGGGUAUAAUUUAGAAAAGUUGAUGAAUUCGUGAAACGAGAUCAAUAAAGAAAGAACAGUUAAGUUUAAUAAAUAGUAAAAUAGAAUUCAAAAAGAAAGUCACUUGUAUAAUAAUAAUAAAGCUUUCAUCAAGAAUGA